AUAUUUAUAUUUAUUAUUAUUAAUAUUUAUUUACACACACACACAAAAUCUCAUCUCUGUAAUCUCCCCCCGCUCUCGUCUUCUCCAUCAACAACACUUGCAGGGUUCAGGAACACACUAUUUGAUAGGACAAUUACAAGCACACUACUCGGCGGCGGCGGCGGCGGCGAGUGCAGGAGGAGGACUAGGGUUCUGUUGAAGGAUUGCUCUGUUUUGGGGUUUAUACAUUUGUGCAUGAAGCCUGGUGAUUUCUACUUCUAGGGAACUUUGUUAAAUUCACCCGCCGUUGAGAUAUUGGGCGUCUUCUCGGCUUUCGAAGCUGUUGUUACUGCUGUUUCCGGCACUGAAAAGGUGGAGAAGUUUGGAUUGAUUGAAUUGAGAUUAGUAUUUUGAUAGAUAUUUUCCAGAGAGAGGAUAAAAAAACCCUAGUCACCACACCCUGUAUAGGGCGGCAACUCAGAUUCUUCGAUUUGAAUCGGUGUUUCUUGGAAUAUACGAUAUGGGGUUUUGAUGUUUUCUUGUCGGAUUUUGAGAAUCUGAGGUUUAGCGUAGAAGUCGGUGUAACUUUUGUCGAAGGAAAUUUAAUUUUGUUCGAGACGUGGCAAUAAUUGGGCAUUGACAACAAGGCAGUAGUUCUUCUUUCCAUUUAUUAGUUGUACAUGAUAAUGUUUAGCACUAGUUAUGGAAAGAAGUGAGCCCACGUUAGUGCCGGAAUGGUUGAGAAAUCCCGGAAGCUUGAAUGGUGGCGGAUCUGCAUCACAUUCAGAUGGUAAAAAUGCAUCGAAGCUUGUGAGAAACAAGUCAUUUGUGAAUAGUAACGGUAACGAUUUCGGAAGAUCUCUUAGUUCCGACAGAACCACCUCUUCAUAUUUUCGCCGAAGCUCUAGUAAUAACGGUUCUGGUAAUUCGAGGUCACAUACUAGUUUUGGUAGGAAGCAGCAUGAUACAUACGAUUCUCGUGAAAAGGACAAGUCAGUUUUGGGGAACCGUCGGAACUUUUCCGAUUCAUUUGGGAACAACACAUUGUCAAGCAAAUUCGAGAGGGAAGGGUUAAGACAUUCUCAGUCGAUUGAUUCAGCUAAACAUGCAGACACGUGGCAUAGGAAAGUUACAACCAACUCGGGUCGAAAUAAUACCGAUGGUUUACUUACCAAGAAUAGUCCAAUUGGAGAAGUGAACAAAAAAACUUUCAAGAGAGAUUUCCCUUCUUUAGGAACAGAAGAUAGAACAGUUAUUCCAUCGCCUGGCUUAAGUUCUCCAAUUCAGAGCUUACCUAGUUGUACCUCAAGCCUUAUCAAUGGUGAAAAGUGGACAUCGGCUUUGGCAGAGGUUCCUGUUUCAGUUGGAAGCCAUGGAAAUGGCAUCUUGUCUGUGCAAGAACUUGCUCCAUUAAGUUCUGCAUCUAUGGCAGAAGCUGUAGUUCAGGGUCCUAGUCGUGUUCAAACUGCUCCUCAGUUAUCGAUGGGAACACAGAGACUUGAAGAAUUGGCUAUUAAAAAAUCGAAACAACUGAUUCCUGUGACACCAUCCACGCCAAAAACUUUGGUUUUGAACUCCACGGAUAAACAUAAAACGAAAGCAAGCCAGCACAAUCAUCCCAUAUCAUCAUCACUACCUGUUAAUCAAUCUCCACGCGGUGGGCCCACAAAGGCUGAUUUUUCAAAGGCAUCAACAACUGUUGGAAAGCUCCAUGUACUGAAGCCAAUGCGAGAAAUCAACGGUGUUGUGAAGGAUAAUUCGAGUGCAAGUGGCAGUAGCAAAUUAACAAGUUCUUCUACGCCAGCUGCACCAACUAGGGGCCCACCAAACAACCACCUAGUACCUGACCACAAACCUGUAAUAACCGUACUUGAGAAGAGGCCCACUUCUCAAGCUCAAAGCCGAAACGAUUUCUUCAACACAGUGCGUAAGAAAUCUAUGGCAUUUCCAUCUCCAUCUUCUUCUUCGGAGAAGCUCUCUGAUUUGGUUGCUGCGGUGGAGCCUUACUACUGA
This is a messenger RNA of Erythranthe guttata (spotted monkey flower), 1992 nucleotides long. NCBI's taxonomy places the organism in Eukaryota, Viridiplantae, Streptophyta, Magnoliopsida, Lamiales, Phrymaceae. The record is from RefSeq and is a predicted model, not a curated record.